AUGGCGACGACAGGUUCUGAAAGUUACAAAUAUCUUUUGAAUCGCAUCGAAUCAUGUGUAGACGAAAACCUCGCUGGUCAAGUGUGUCUUCACCCAGGCCAACGGCUUCUGACCACAGAUUCUCGAGUUGUUAUUAGAGCUGAUAUCGAACAAGUGAUCGAGCAAGGGAAAGUUUCUCUUCUGUGUGGGGGUGGAGCCGGGCACGAACCUGCUCACGCAGGUUACGUUGGCCAAGGGAUGUUGAGUGCUUCAGUGUCAGGUUCGAUUUUCACUUCUCCUCCUUCAGCCAAUAUCUUUGCUGCCAUCAAGGCUAUUAGUCGACCAAAUUCUGCAGGAGUUUUGGUGAUAGUAAAGAAUUACACUGGUGAUCGCUUAAACUUUGGGGUUGCCAUAGAACGAGCAAAAAAUGCAGGUUACAAAAUGGAGACUGUAGUUGUAGCUGAGUGCUGUAUGAGUGGCAAGGAGGCCAAACCAGGCAGGCGUGGUCUUUGUGGUACCAUCCUUGUACACAAGAUUGCUGGUGCACUCGCAGAAGAGGGCAAAAGUCUUCAGGAAAUUGCCUCUGCCUGCAAAGAAGCAAUUAAACAAAUGGGAACAAUUGGUCUUGGUUUGAGUGCGUGCAGUAUCCCAGGAUCUCACCAACUUUUCACAUUGGCAGCUGAUGAAAUGGAACUUGGUCUUGGAAUCCAUGGUGAAGCUGGUGUCAAACGCAUGAAGAUUGCGUCUGCAAAUGAAGCUGUUGCAAUCAUGGUAGACCAUAUGACCGACAUGGAAAACCAGAAUUCGUUUUCUCUUCAUAAGGGUGAUGAAAUAGCCAUCAUGAUCAAUAAUUUGGGAAGCCUGACUGUUUUGGAAAUGAAUGUCAUUGCCAAGGAAGCCAUUGCAUAUUUAGAAACGAAAGGAGCAAAGGUCAGCCGUGCUUACUGUGGUUCAUUUGUUACUUCUCUCAACAUGCGAGGUUUUUCAAUCACUCUUCUUCAUCUCAAUGACACAUUUAAAAGAUGCCUGGUUUUUCUUUCUUUGUUUAUUUCUUUCUUCACUUUUUACUUUCUUUUCUUCACAUCUUUUUCUAUUUUUAAUGUCCUCUCUUUUUACUUCUCUUAUCAACUUCUUAUCUUGCUUCUCUUUCUUUCUUUAUUUUUUCACGUCUCUUUCUUUUUUUGCUUCUCUUUCUUUUCUUUUUCACUUCUCUUUCUUUUUUGCUUCUUUCUUUUUUCACUUCUCUUUCCUUUUUGCGUCUCUUUCUUUUCUUUUUCACUUCUCUUUCUUUUUUUCUUCUCUUUCUUUUUUGCUUCUCUUUCUUUUUUUGCUUCUCUUUCUUUUUUGCUUCUUUCUUUUUCUUCUCUCUUUUUGCUUUUCUUUUUUUUUUUUUCACCACUUUCUUUUUGCUUUUUGAUUCUUCUCUUUCCUUUUUUCUCUUUCAUUUUUUUCUUCUCUUUCUUUCUUUUUUUUGCUUGUCUUUCUUUUUUUUUUUUCUUUUUGUUCUUUUUUUUACUUCUCUUUUUUUCUUUUCUUUUUUUUUUGUUUCACUUCUUUCUUUUGUCUUUUUUUUCUUUUUUUGCUUUCUUUUUUUUUUUUUUUCAUCUCUUUUUCUUUUUUGCUUGUCUUUCUUUCUUUUUUACUUCUUUCUUUUCUUUUACUUUCUUUCUUUUCACUUCUCUUUCUUUUUCUUUUUUUUUUUGCUUCUCUUUCUUUUUUGCUUCUCUUUCUUUUCUUUUUCACUUCUCUUUCUUUUUUGCUUCUCUUUCUUUUUUGCUUCUCUUUCUUUUCUUUUUCACUUCUCUUUCUUUUUUGCUUCUUUCUUUUUUCACUUCUUUUUUUUUUUCUUUUUCUUUUUCUUUUUUUCUUUUUUUGCUUUUUCUUUUACAAUGGCCAAAACGUUAUGCUCCCACAAAUGCUCCGAGUUGGCUUUGCCCCUAUUUACCUGCUGGUUUGGCUGACAGGCAAACACCAGAAUGCAAGGAAAAGGGUUCAAUUUCUGCAAAGCCUGAAAAGAAGAGUUUUCCAGUAAAUAAUUUUCUGAUCUUCAAAGCACUUCAGAAUAUUUGUAAGCAGCUAAAAUCAUCAGAAACAGCUCUGAAUAAUUUGGAUACAGGAAGUGGUGAUGGGGAUUGUGGGAGUACACUGGCUAGAGGGGCACAAGCGAUCAAAGACCAGCUGAAUACAAUUGAGGAGUGUGGGUUGCCUGUUGACCAGCCAGCUGCUUUGGUGAGACAACUUGCUAACAUUGUGGAACAAGAGAUGGGAGGAUCUUCAGGGGCAUUAUACAGUCUGUUCCUGAAUGGUGCUGCCAGAGUUUUGAGUGAACAUUCCAGUGAUCCAACUUUCCAAGUCUGGUGCAAGGCUUUCAAUGCAGGUCUUGAAGGAAUAAUGAAGUAUGGUGGCGCAAAACCAGGUGACCGAACCAUGGUGGAUCCGCUUUAUAGAGUAAAGGAAAUCUUCCAAGAAAAAAAAGUUUUUGAGAGAGACCUAUCCCUAAAAGAGAAAAUUGAGAUCUUUGCUUUGGCAGUUGAGGCUGCAGAGAAAACUACAGAAUCCACCAAAAACAUGCAGGCAAAAGCUGGGCGUGCUAGUUAUGUGAGCAGUGACCUUUUAACCAAACCUGACCCUGGAGCUGUGGGUACGACACUGUGGCUCAGAGCCAUUUUGGAAUCAAUUUCUGAGAAAAAUGAACAAUAA
Molecule: messenger RNA, 2679 nt
Organism: Acanthosepion pharaonis
Lineage: Eukaryota; Metazoa; Mollusca; Cephalopoda; Sepiida; Sepiidae
Source: the annotation of a GenBank genome assembly